AUGGCCGCAACGAAAUGCCCCAAGUCCACGCUCUACAACCCAGUUCAGAUUACGAAUACGACCAUGUCGGCCUCUAAUACGACAGCUUCUGAGCGAGAGCGUCAAUACAGACCAACCUACAACUCUCUUCCAAAGUCAAGAUCGUCGGUGAACUUUGGAGCUCCUUUUCUUCCACCCAUACAAACAACCAUUCCAAAGUCGGAAUCGUCGGUGAACUUUGGAGCUCCAUUUCUUCCACCCAUACAAACAGUCAUUCCAAAGUCGGAGUCGUCGGUGAAUUUUGGAGCCCCCUUUCCUCCAUCGACGAAAACAGCUGUUCGACGGAAGCGCAACAGAAGCUUGGUACCUUUUGAGAGAAACGAAAUCGAUCUCCAUGGUACACCUACUGUGGCCACCUCUAGCCUCACAGCAUCUGCUUCUCAAGUGUUCAUGCAUCCUAAUAGAGUCCUAACGCCAACCAAAAUCCCAAGCCCGACACGGGCUUCAAUGGCUGGGGGUCAAAGACAAUGUAUCAACCAUCCUACGGUGGAUAGUGGUCAUAGCGAUUUUGAUAGCCGUAGGAAGCAAACCUCAAAGGGAAAGGCUCCUGUCCGGAAUCAAUAUGCGGUCGAGGGUGAGAAACUCACACGGGCCUUGCCGCCGUCUCAGAAGAAGGAUAGAGAGAAGACCCCUAAAGUCAACCAUCAAACGAAGCCUAAAUAUCGAGCUCCAACUCCAGGACCAUCAGUACAGCAAGGACCACCACUCACCAGAGCGCGCACACUCCAGGUGCUUACAUCGAUAACAAGCUCAUUUUCACUCACCAAUCUUCACAAAGCCACGUCCAAUUUGUCACUCAGGGGCCACACAGGGAAUACAGCCAGAUCCAGCUCAGGCCCAGCGGCCUUUUUUUCUAGAGUCACCCGCCCAAGUACGCCGACCCAUCCGAGCCAUGAUCCAGCUAUUAACCUUCGAGAUGUCCGAACGGGUAUGCCCCAAGCUUACUGGGCUGGUCGGUACAGGACGCUCGACGACAAAUUUCACAGCGAGGAUUUUGACAUUGACUACCUCGAGUCACCAGCUAUUCUUGAGGCACUCAGAGAGAUAGAGAAACAGGGGGGAUCAUUCGAGGAUGACGACAUGUCUAACGCGGAUCAACUCCGAUACCGUCGAGUCUUUGCCGUGUUGGAAACCCACUGUAAGACACCCGAUGCUAAGAAGAGCCUCUGGAGCUUCCAGCAGGCAUAUGCGAGGAAUCUUAAAUCCGAGCAUCUCCUGCCGGUAGGAGGAUCGAUUCAAGAAAAGGAGAAUAUCUUCUCUCGGGCUGGGAAGUUCUUCAGCAGGAGCAGAUCUGUGAGUGUUCUGAGCGACAAGCGAUUUAUGAAGAACAAGAAGGCCGAAGCGAAGAUGUAUCGGAAGAAAGCAAUGGAGAGGUCGCUCCUUAAUCAGAAAAAACUGUCUAAUCAGUAUGACGAGGUUAUGGAGGCACUUAAGAAUGAAGAGUUGUGGGAAGCUGGAGGAGUUGUGUAAGAAUAGAUUUUGCCAUUGAGAAAUGAGGCGCCGCCGGUGAAGAGACAGGAUCAUGUACAGAUAGGCACGAAGGGCGGCAUAGUUGAUAGAGAUAAUAUGCCAAACAAUA
This is a messenger RNA of Pseudogymnoascus destructans, 1618 nucleotides long. RefSeq lists its product as uncharacterized. NCBI's taxonomy places the organism in Eukaryota, Fungi, Ascomycota, Leotiomycetes, Thelebolales, Thelebolaceae. Bases 1 to 1509 code for a protein of 502 amino acids. The record is from RefSeq and is a predicted model, not a curated record. The transcript is spliced from 2 exons.